GUCUCUCUCUCUCUCUGUCUUCCUGGCUACUGUCCUGUCAUCGGCCUGGGUGUGGUUUUGCAGUCUGGUACCGUUAGCAGGAAACCAAGCUCCAGUCAUUUUCUUUUUACUGCGAAACAAAGCGGGGGGAAAAGCCAUUUUGAAGAGUAAAACGGUUACAGAUAGCCCUCCGUGCUUCAGCGAACUGCAGCUUUCACUUCCUCGAGACAGGAAGUCGUUUGUUUGGCGCCGUUGUUCUAAUGGGAAAAAGUUUUUUUUGUUGCUCUUGUUUAGCAGUCGUUUGAUUUAAUAACUUCGUUAUAACAACAUUGUUCAUAAAAAAACAGUCAAACACGAACGUAAACGCGACGUAAAAGAAAGCAAAGAUGCCGAAAACGAUUAGUGUAAGAGUCACCACAAUGGAUGCUGAACUGGAGUUUGCCAUUCAGCCCAAUACUACAGGGAAGCAGCUCUUUGAUCAGGUCGUGAAGACCAUCGGGCUGCGGGAGGUUUGGUACUUUGGACUCCAAUACCAGGACACAAAGGGGUUUUCUACAUGGCUCAAGCUCAAUAAGAAGGUGACAGCCCAGGAUGUGAGGAAGGAAAGUCCGCUGCUGUUUAAGUUCCGUGCCAAAUUCUUCCCUGAGGAUGUGUCUGAGGAGUUAAUCCAGGAUGCCACACAGCGGCUGUUCUUCCUGCAGGUGAAGGAGGGAAUCUUAAAUGAUGACAUUUACUGCCCUCCAGAGACAGCAGUCCUCCUGGCCUCCUAUGCAGUCCAGGCCAAGUACGCUGACUACAAUAAGGAAGUCCACGUACCAGGCUAUCUGUCCAAUGAACAACUGCUCCCUCAAAGAGUCUUGGACCAGCACAAACUCAACAAGGAUCAGUGGGAGGAGAGGAUUCAAGUGUGGCACGAGGAGCACAAGGGCAUGAUGAGAGAGGAAUCCAUGAUGGAGUAUCUGAAGAUUGCUCAAGACCUCGAGAUGUAUGGAGUCAACUACUUCAACAUCAAGAAUAAAAAAGGCACAGAGCUGUGGUUGGGAGUAGAUGCACUGGGUCUUAACAUUUAUGAACAGAAUGACAAAAUGACGCCUAAAAUUGGAUUUCCUUGGAGUGAAAUAAGGAACAUUUCCUUCAAUGACAAGAAGUUUGUUAUUAAACCAAUUGACAAGAAAGCCCCAGACUUUGUAUUUUAUGCUCCAAGACUGCGCAUCAACAAGCGAAUUCUGGCUCUGUGCAUGGGCAACCAUGAGCUGUACAUGCGUCGCCGCAAACCUGACACCAUCGAAGUGCAGCAGAUGAAGGCUCAGGCUCGGGAGGAGAAGAAUCACAAGAAGAUGGAGAGAGCCCUGCUGGAGAAUGAGAAGAGGAAAAGAGAAGUUGCAGAAAAAGAAAAGGAAAAGAUUGAGAAGGAAAAGGAGGAGUUGAUGGAGAGAUUAAAGCAGAUUGAGGAACAGACCAGAAGAGCCCAACAAGAGUUGGAGGAGCAAACGCAAAAGGCUCUGGAGUUGGAGCAAGAGAGGAAGAGAGCGCAUGAGGAUGCUGAACGCCUGGAGGCUGACCUGAAGAGUGCUGAGGAUGCCAAGAUGGCACUGCUGCAGCAGUCACAGAACCAGAUGAAGAACCAAGAGCACCUGGCCACAGAGCUGGCUGAUCUGACUUCAAAGAUUUCCCUCCUGGAGGACGCCAAAAAGAAGAAGGAAGAGGAGGCGAUACAGUGGCAGAACAAGGCUGUUUUGGUGCAGGAGGACCUGGAGAAGACCAAAGACGAGCUUAAGAAUAAAGUGAUGGCGUCUCACGUUCAGGAGCCCCUCAACGCUGAGAAUGAGCACGAUGAGAAUGAUGAGAGCAGUGCCGAAGCCAGCGCUGAGUUCUCGUCUGCCGUCACAUACAAGGACCGCAGUGAAGAGGAGCGCAUGACCGAGGCGGAGAAGAACGAACGUCUGCAGAAACAUUUACUCGCUUUAAGCUCAGAGCUGGCAAACGCUCGGGAUGAGGACAAGAAGACAGUGAAUGACAUCAUCCACGCAGAGAACAUGCGAGCUGGGCGAGACAAGUACAAGACCCUCAGACAGAUCCGGUCAGGAAACACCAAACAGCGCAUCGAUGAGUUUGAAUGCAUGUGAUGUUUGCACUGGCCGAUGCAAAAGCCCACACAGCUGCUGGGCCUUUCUGCCUGGACUGCAGUCCUGCCUCACCCAAGCUGUUUUCUCUGUGUGCAAAUAAAUCAGAUCCAUGACAUGACGCGGCGACACAGGCAUAGCACAAUGUACCAAACAUGGAUCUGGAAAAUUCCUUUUGUUAUUGUUUCUAACGUUUAAUUUAGGCAAGUCACUGGUUGAAAAGGGACAUACUGUAUUUUAUAGUUAAUUCCUCACAAAGGGGGCUAUGUAGCAUUUUCGUAAUAUGCUUACGGCUGUUACAUUUUUCUAUCACAAUUUCAGAUUAAAGACUUUAGAGACAAAUCCAAAUUUCAGUUUGAUGUUUCUGCUGUAUAGAUGCAAGCUGACUUUUUCACACAGUAAUAUUCCCCCAUGAUGCUGCUGCUGCCCUUAGUUUUAUAUGCAUAACAAAUUCACUGUUUCUACAUUAGCCAGCACAUUAUGAUAUGACUGAUGUCUGGUUGGAGCAUUCAUAAAGCAGUAUUAUAUUCUUCAAAUUUACUUUGACUGUAUUCACAACCUGCCAGCUGUUAACAGUAUUACAAUAUUUACACUCCAGUCACAGUGUGAUAUUUAAGUAUUUGUUAGUUUGUUUUUUUUUGUCUUUUUUGUCUGUUUCUUACAUUUCUGAACAACUUCAAAUCAGUUCUUUCAGUGUUAAUUUUACUGUUGAGGCUCAAAAAACUGAAUUCCUUAUUAUAUUAAAAUUUGCAUAGAAAGAAAAUUUAAAAAGUGUUUUAGAGCGGGAAGAAAAAAAUAGAAACCAAAGCUUUUACACCUUGUGUAUUUGCCAUGUACAAUUUUUUGAAACUGUAUUUUGUAAUGAACUUUGUACUAUCCACAGUUUAAGUCCCUAAAAUGCUUCAUUAUAACCGAAGGUUGCAUUUCUGUUAUAAUGUACGUAAUACAAAUCUGACAUUUUACCUGCAAAACACAAUCUACUUCCUGUCUACAGAUAUGAUCCAACUAGACAAUUACAAUGUAACUGUCACAUGUCAAGUUGGCUUCUCUGAGUUAACAUAAGCCAGUAGAAGUUGUAGCUGAACUGCUCUCUCCUGUGGUUUUUGUUUACCCAACAAAAUCUUCCCAGAAUUGAAAACAGAAAUGUAACAUAAUGGAGGAGUCAAAUUAUAUUUGACAGACAUAUUUUACAUUACCUCUGGUAAAAAAAAAACCACACCAAGCAAACCAUAAAUUCUCGGGUUGAAACAUGUUUUUCAUCAGCAUGCAUGCACAUGGCUUUUAAUUGGCAUCACGUUAAUAUUUUCUGUCUGCUCUAGUAUUGUCAGUGAUGGUCCAUUAGCAAUUAGCAAGGUUAGGUUUUUUAGUGAUCCUUAGUUUUAAAACUUGUAACAGUGCUCAGUAUUAUAUAAUUCAUUCAUUGGAACAUGGAUUUCAAGAGAGACCGAAGUAAAAGAUGCAAUAUAGAAAUCUCCAUAACAUUAUCAGUGACAAUUAAAACGUUUCUUGGUUUGUUUUAUUCUCGUCUGUGACGUCUAAAUUCACACACAGGUAACACAGGGUUAAAAAUAAAUACAAAUACAACAUGACAGCCCAACCACAAUGGGAAUGGUGUUAAUUAAUCACCUGUUUUAAUAGCUUCACCUGGGUGAUAUUUUUUUUCUAAUUUUGGAGUGAAAGCAUUUACAAUGUUUCAAUCAUCAUAUUAACAAGGCUAAUAUUUGUUUCCUGGCAUCAUGUGAGGUUGAAUGUUGCACCGUGUUUUUCUUUUCCUUCACAAAAUCUUCCUAAAAAUAAAAUCAAAAAAAAAAAUCAUGAAUGGCUGGAGCAAUGGAGAAGCAGAGACGCCUCACACCACAUACGGUCCUAGAAGGGCAAUCAUUUCCAAUGUUCAUUUUGAUAUACUGUAUGUAUUCAGUAACAUUUGUGUAUUUUGUAAUUGGGAUUUUUUUUUUUGGGAGAUGAUAAAAUUAUACAACGUGCAAAAAUGACACUGAUGAGGAUAUUUUUGUAUCAAAAGACUAGACGUAAAAAUGAAGUGCAUUUUGAAAUAGAGUAUUUUGUUGUUAGAUAAAUGAAUAGUUGACUGCUGUGGUUGUAAGCUAAUGUAACACCUAAAAGCCUGUGACAGAAAGAAUGAAGGCCCAGAUGUUUAUGGUGUGUUUGUAUGAAGAGGAACCAAAACAUUCUGCAACUACAUGUGCCAUUAACAUUGGUAUUCAGCCAUGUAAACAGUUUACUUGUUCACGCAAGUGUUUAGAAGUGAAAGAUUUAUUUGGAGGUUUAAAAUAAUGUAUUUGAAUGAUCCAUAUCUCUUUUUGUUUUAUUUUGAUCUUUUAAUUGAAGUAACAUUUGUCAUUUGUACCAGGAUGCAGUGUUUUAGUCCAUUGUGACGUGUUAGUUCUUGUUUCUGCAGCAAAAACAGAAAAACUGCAGCUUUGACAGCGUGUAUGCCGCUGCACUGAAUGAUCUACGUGAAACACCAGGUGUUGACAGCCCACCUGUAAGGGUUCCAGUGUCAUUUCAAGUGAAGUCAGUUUGUGAAAAAGAAAUGUAUUAAAGGCUGUUACUCAAUAACUGGUCUGUAAACAAAAGGACUGAAACAUGAUCAAUACUGUAAAAUGAUAAACAGUGCCUUGCCCUGGUUAUUCUUCAGAUCUUGCUGCUUAAACUCUUUCUCUCAUUAAUAAAUAAAAGUCAAAUUGAACUGCA
Molecule: messenger RNA, 4814 nt
Organism: Solea solea (common sole)
Lineage: Eukaryota; Metazoa; Chordata; Actinopteri; Pleuronectiformes; Soleidae
Gene: msna
Product: moesin a
Exons: 13
Coding region: 366-2105 (579 amino acids)
Biological process (GO): positive regulation of early endosome to late endosome transport; regulation of organelle assembly; regulation of cell shape
Cellular component (GO): cytoskeleton; adherens junction; microvillus
Molecular function (GO): cell adhesion molecule binding; actin binding
Source: RefSeq, a predicted model, not a curated record